Trichosurus vulpecula (common brushtail) is the source of this 1857-nucleotide messenger RNA. Its product is annotated as zinc finger protein OZF-like. The record is from RefSeq and is a predicted model, not a curated record. Gene Ontology annotation, molecular function: DNA-binding transcription factor activity, RNA polymerase II-specific; RNA polymerase II transcription regulatory region sequence-specific DNA binding. Gene Ontology annotation, cellular component: nucleus. Bases 160 to 1857 code for a protein of 565 amino acids. Lineage: Eukaryota; Metazoa; Chordata; Mammalia; Diprotodontia; Phalangeridae. The transcript has 4 exons. Gene Ontology annotation, biological process: regulation of transcription by RNA polymerase II.
GCGAGAAGCAUCCCAACCCCUGACUGGGGCACCUCCCUCCCACCUCCAGAGCGGUUGGCCGAAGUGGGGAGAUGUUUUGAGUGGUCCAUCCCUGGCCCUCUCUGCUCUCCAGAUUCCUGUUCUUCCUGAAGAGGGGAAGCAUCAGAGAUCAGGAAAUACAUGGCUACUAUCCAUGCUGCUGGGUCCCAGGCAUCUUUGAUGUUCGAGGAUUUAGCUGUCUAUUUCUCCAGAGAGGAAUGUGUGAGUCUGGACCCUUCUCAGAGCCCUCUUUGCUGGGAAUCUGUGCCAAAGAACUGCAAGGAUCUACUCUCAUUUGGAGACAACAAUGAAAAGGAAGAGGAACAUUUUCAACGAGAAAAUCCAGAAAAUGGGGAACUAGAAGCAGUGCCUUCAGAAUGGUACAAAAGAGACAGUUCUCUGCAUCCUAAAUUGGGGAGAGACUGUAAGAAUGAACCAGGAUUCCUUGAUCAGAAAAGGGUAGGUAUGCCCACACCUCAAGAAAGGAGAUUUAUAAGUCUUUUGAUUACUAUUGAAAAUUCCACUCAAUUUGAAGAACUUUCCCACUUUGUAGAAACUAGAAUCUCUUGUCUCCAAGAACAGGCAACAUCAACAUCCUUUAAAUGUCUCCUGUGUGAUAAAGCCUUCAUCAAAAGAUCAUACCUUGUUUCACACCAGAGAAGCCACACAAGAACAAAAACCUAUAAAUGCAUUGUCUGCGAGAAAAACUUCAAUAAGAAGUCAAAUCUCAGUGCUCAUGAGAGAGUCCAUACAGGGGAAAAGCCAUAUAAAUGUGAUGCUUGUGGGAAAAACUUUGCUCAGAGAUCCAACCUUGUUGCACAUGAGAGAAUACAUAAGAAAUCCCAAACAUAUGAAUGUGCUAAUUGGGGAAAAAACUUCAGUGAAAGAACACAUCUCAUCCACCAUGAGACUAUCCACCUAAUAGACAAUACUAAUAAAUGUGAUAAAUGUGGGGAAAGUUUCAUUUGUAAAUCAAAACUUAUGCAACAUCAGAGAACCCAUACAGGGGAAAGACCUUACAAGUGUUCAACAUGUGAUAAAAGAUUUAGUCAAAAAUCAGAUGUUUUAAUUCAUCAGAUAACUCACACUGGAGAGAAACCUCAUAAAUGUACUGAGUGUGGCAAAAGCUUCACUCAGAAAACAAAUCUCGCCAGGCACGAGAAAACACAUACUGGACAGAAACCCUUUAAGUGCAUUGACUUUGGUAGGCCUUCACACCUUAUCAUACAUCAGAAAAUCCACACAGGAGAGAAACCCCACAAAUGUAAUCAGUGUGGCAAAAAAUUUAUUUGGAACUCAGAUCUGAUACACCAUCAGAAAAUGCAUACUGAAGAAAAACCUUAUAAAUGUCUCAUAUGUAAAAAAAGAUUCACUAAGAAUUCAAAUCUUGCUGCCCAUCAAAAAAUUCAUACAGGAGAGAGGGCCCAUAAAUGUAACAACUGUGAAAAGAGCUUCAGUCGGAGUUCACAUCUACUUACACACCAAAGGAUCCAUACUGGAGAAAAACCUUAUAAAUGUCUUAUGUGUGAGAAGAAGUUCAACUGCAGUUCAAACCUCAUUACUCAUCAAAGAAUACAUACAGGAGAAAAACCAUAUAAAUGCACAAUGUGUGAGAAAAGUUUUAGUCGCAGCUCAGACCUUGUUAAUCAUGAGAGAACCCACACAGGAAUAAAACCAUUUAAGUGUGCUACAUGUAAGAAAAGCUUCAGUCGAAGUUCCCACUUGAUAACUCACCAGAGAAUCCACACAGGAGAGAAACCCUUCAAAUGUGUCAAGUGUGGGAAAUGUUUCAGUGAUAAAUCAUACUUCAGUUACCAUCAAAAAAUUCAUAUGCAUUAA